Babesia bovis T2Bo is the source of this 1291-nucleotide messenger RNA. RefSeq names its product RAP domain family protein. Lineage: Eukaryota; Apicomplexa; Aconoidasida; Piroplasmida; Babesiidae. The transcript is spliced from 7 exons. Bases 28 to 1281 code for a protein of 417 amino acids. The record is from RefSeq and is a predicted model, not a curated record.
UAUAGAAUAUAUACACACUAUGCCCGUAUGUAUCGCACCAAGUGUAUAUGCUCAAAUGUAGUCACUGCAGCUACCAGAAAAGGUCAUCUAACAAGCCCGCUCACUGAAGCGUUGGAGCAGCUGAGCUUCAAGGAACUGCUAUUCGCAGCGGAAAGCCUUGCCAAAACACGUGUAGAAGAUCGCAAUCUAUGGAAUAAAAUAUGUGAUAGGCUGCGGCCUGAGAUAAGGUCAACCGACCUAACAUCAGUCCUUCGUGUGGUACAUGCUAUGGCCAAGGUGCCAUAUGCAAAGAUUUCAUUCCUUAUCGCUGUGGAACGGGCACUUCUAGAUAGGCACGUAGAAACUGAUACCAGAACUGUAACACAAUACUUCAUUGACGCAUGCCGGCUGGGCCACGUAGAGACCAAUACGUUCCAGGCAGUAAUACGAGCGCGCAUAAACGCUCUGAAGGAAUUUUCACCAUUCGAUCUAUGUUUCCUUUUACACGUCACUGCCAAGCUGCGCUUAAAGGAUCACGGGAUAAUAGAACCCAUAUCCAUGGAGAUUCUGGGCUCUAAAGAGAAUUAUGAAGCACUAGUUAAGGACGUGGCAUUGGUGGCUAUGGUAAUACGGGCUCUGGCCAUGCUACAGAGCACAAAUACAUUAUUCAACAAGCUUGUAAAGGAGAUUGUGCCACAGCAAAUAGAUGAACUAAGCCCACAGGAGCUCUGUAACGUGAUCUUCGCACUUGUAGUGGCAUUCCAGGAUGUAGAAUAUACUCCACAUGUAGCAAAUCUCUUGCGUGAGCUACUGGACCGUGUUAAAUCGCAGAUGGAUCAACUACUAAACAUCGAGAUAAACCAACUAUGCAUUAGCCUCUAUCACUUGCGUCAGAAAUUAGUGCCAUUCGACGAAAGGUUUGCCAAUAUGCUGGAGGCAAUAACAGUACUUGAUCUGAAAUUCAAACCCAGCACCUCAAAGAUGCAGUAUAAAUUAGCACCGCUGCUAAACCAUCUAAAACUACAACAUCGAGCUGAAGUGCAAAUCGGGCCCUAUGUAAUGGAUUAUGUUAUACCUCGCCUAAAUGUAGCCGUUGAAGUUAAUGGACACUCACACUUCUACCACCAAUCAACACAGUUCCACGCACUCACUAAGCUAAAAUACAGCAUUGUACAGUCACUAGGCUGGCAGGUACUCAGUGUAAACUACUUCGACUGGAAAAAUAAAAACCGCCAGAGUAAACUGGAAUAUCUAGCGGAGCAAUUACAAGCGAUAGUUGAUACAAAUAUGUCAUCCACGUAACGUGUUUUAC